Messenger RNA from Epinephelus lanceolatus (giant grouper), 2124 nucleotides. RefSeq names its product basic helix-loop-helix family, member a9 (gene bhlha9). Lineage: Eukaryota; Metazoa; Chordata; Actinopteri; Perciformes; Serranidae. Gene Ontology annotation, molecular function: DNA-binding transcription factor activity; protein dimerization activity; E-box binding. Gene Ontology annotation, biological process: axon development; sensory organ development; positive regulation of transcription by RNA polymerase II. Gene Ontology annotation, cellular component: nucleus. The record is from RefSeq and is a predicted model, not a curated record.
AGUACUGUGAAGAGAAAGAAAUAACCAUGGCAUUAUGCAGUGUUAUAAUGACCAGAGUUGGAUCAAGUGAUCAGCAGUAACCUUGCUCUUCAGCACUUUGCAGCUUCAUGGAAAGUCUCCAGUAAAAACAUAUAACUGGAGUUGGGAUUAUAGGGGGAAAAAACUGGAAUCAAAUCCACUGUAAAGGUGUAAAAGGAAGUGUGAAGUUAAUUUCUUUCCAAAUAAUUGUUAUGUUUUACAUAUGUGUGGAGGAGAGAAAUUGUUAUAUGUUAUGUUAUAUGUUAUAUGUCAUAUGUUCACAUGAAGUGUUGAAACUCCUGUAAGAGAUGUGAGGGAGAGUCAGAGCAGGAGGAGGUGACAGUGCAAUUUGCCUGGAGGGCACCCAUAAACCUGGAGUGGAAGAGAGAGUGCACCACUCCUUACAAGUUACUGUACCACGUGACUUUGAGAGCUUUAAAAAGCGGGCUGACCUGUGUUUUAGAGGUACAAGUAAUCACAAGACACCAGAGGAGUUAGAGGAGAAGAAUACCUGGGCUGUCGGCACAGCAUCAAAUACCGACAGUCCCGCAAAACAAGGGACAAAACACGCACCCAGGGAGCGUGUCGAGUUAUUCGCAGACACACCAUCUUCCAAGUAGGAAGAUUUUGCUUACGCUCGUUCAGUGUCCACGUCAUUGACACAAUGAGCUGCAGCAGUGUUGCAGGAUCAGAAUUCUCUGAGGAAGAGCUGGAGCUUGGUGUGCUGGACCAAGAGGAGGAAAGUCCCAAGGCAUCUUUCCAAGAUAGUGAAAGCUCAACCAGCAGUCCAAGUGACCCAAAUGAAGGCCAGACCAAGAAGCGCAAUCGACCCGUCCGCUCAAAAGCUCGAAGAAUGGCUGCAAAUGUCCGUGAGCGAAAACGCAUAAUGGACUACAACCAGGCAUUUAAUGCUCUACGUGUUACUUUAAAUCAUGACCUGAGUGGCAAACGGCUCUCCAAGAUCGCAACACUGCAGAGGGCCAUCAACCGCAUAUCUGCUCUCUCAGUUUUUUUGAGCUCCAAUCCUCCCAGCAAGCCCUGCGCUCACUGGGAGUGCAACAGGUCAUCUCUGGGGCCAGCUGCAGCAGGAGCAUCUCAGCUUGAACAGCGCAGGGUAACAGUUUCUUGUCUGCAGCAUCGAAGUUACGUCCCCUGGCACGCGUCCCUCUCUCACCAUAUGCAGCCACAACAAGGGCCUCAUAUGCACAAGGUGUCCACAGAGCCACACAUCAACAUGGAUAACACUGUGUCAUCAUGUCCUCCGUCACCACACUACCCUUGUUAUCCCACUGAGGGACAGCUGUAUGCCUCAUACCGACACUGUGGCAGCCCCAACGACCAUCCGCCCAGCCCUCUACGAUACCCUCAGGUGGGUGAGGGGUUGGGGUACCAGCCAGGGAUGUGGGCAUCCUGCACUCAGAAAUACAUGGACACUUUGAUGGAGCCUCCUCCAGCUCUGGGGAUACCCUGGCAGGUGAGCUACCUGCAAGAGCCAGAGCACAGCCUCUCUCUGGGCUCUGACAUAUUGUAAUGGGUUAGAUUCACCACUGUGAAUCCUCAAGACUGCUUGGAACACCACUGGACUGUUGAAUAAUCUCAGAAAGAAAGGGUUUUUAUGUUUCUACUGUUGGAAUCAACUCAGUAUUGCAGUAACAUUCUCUUAUUUUUGAGCAAAGUCAUGAUAAAGUAAUAAACAGAUACAGAUAAAAGUGCAAUGGCAAUCAACACUGCAGAGUGUGCUACCUAGCUGGAAAUGUAUUUUGAUGUUACAUUUUAAAAUAUUAAUGUUUCUCUGUCUGCUUGUUGAUAAUUCACCCACAUAGUUAUGUUCUACUUGUUUAGUUGUCAUUGUUUGGCAUUAUGUAUAAUUAUUGAGCUGGAAUAUUGGAGCUUAUUUUACACUACUAAAUGUGUACUAUAUGAAACAUAAAUACUUGUAGCCGAGUAAGGGCAUAAAGAGCAAUUAUUGGACUGAUCAUAAAAGACAGGGCAGUUUACAUAUGUGCUACACUGUGAUGCAACUUGUCCUUACAUUACGUUUUCUUUCAGCUAUUUCUACCAUCUUGUGACUAAGAUUUGAACCCAAAGCAUAUGUAUUUAUUUUCU